Messenger RNA from Pediculus humanus corporis (human body louse), 1044 nucleotides. RefSeq names its product Guanine nucleotide-binding protein subunit beta, putative. The record is from RefSeq and is a predicted model, not a curated record. Gene Ontology annotation, cellular component: heterotrimeric G-protein complex; cytoplasm. Bases 1 to 1044 code for a protein of 347 amino acids. Gene Ontology annotation, molecular function: signaling receptor complex adaptor activity; protein binding. Gene Ontology annotation, biological process: G protein-coupled receptor signaling pathway. The transcript is spliced from 7 exons. NCBI's taxonomy places the organism in Eukaryota, Metazoa, Arthropoda, Insecta, Psocodea, Pediculidae.
AUGUCGAAAAAAGAAGAUCCUGAAUGGAAAAAAUUAAAAGAAGAAUUGGAAGGAUUAUAUAAUAAGAUAAAAGAUCUACAGAAUGAUGCUGCGGAUACAACUUUGGAAAAGGAAACGGAAACCGUUGGAGAUGUUUCCAAAUUGAAAAUAUCGACUAAAAAAUUAUUAAAAGGACACAUAAAUAAAGUUAACAGCGUUCAUUACAGCGGUGAUAACAGACAUUGCGUAACGGGAUCAUUGGAUGGUAAAUUAAUCAUUUGGGAUACGUGGUCAGGUAAUAAAGUACAAAUAAUACCUUUGAGAUCUUCAUGGGUUAUGAGUGUGGCAUUUUCACCAUCCGGUAAUUUCGUCGCUUGCGGUGGAAUGGAUAACAUGUGCACAGUUUACGAUCUUAAUAAUAGAGAUUCAUCUGGUAAAACUAAAAUAGCUCGAGAACUUCUCGGUUACGAAGGUUUUUUAUCUUCCUGUCGUUUUUUCGACGAUGUCAAUCUCAUAACAGGAUCUGGCGACAUGAAAAUUUGCAAAUGGGAUUUGGAAACUGGGAAAAAAACGGCGGAAUUUGAAGGACACAAUGGCGACGUUGUAUGCAUUUCUCUUUCACCAGAUAAAAACCAAUACGUGACGGGAAGUGUUGAUAAAACAUGCAAGUUGUGGGAUGUUAGAGAUAGUAAACCCAAACAACAAUUUUUCGGUCAUUUUGGCGACGUCAAUUCAGUUUCUUUUCAUCCAUCUGGUCAAGCAUUUGCAAGUGCAUCGGAUGAUAAAACGGCAAGAAUUUACGAUAUAAGAAGUGAUCAACAAUUGGCACUUUUUGAAGAACCCAAAAAAACAAGCGGAUUUUCAAGUUGCGGUUUGAGCCUUUCCGGAAGAUUUAUUUUCGCCGGGGGUGACGAUAACAACAUUCACAUGUGGGAUGCAUUGAAAAAUCAACAUCGUGGACAUUUAUCCGGACACGAAAGUAGAAUCACUUCUUUAUCGGUAUCAACCAAUGGUAUGUCCAUCGUAUCAUCAUCUUGGGAUCAAAAUUGUCGCGUUUGGGCUUGA